GACAAUUCUUGGUGUCAAAAUCGUCAAAUCCCAAACUUACGUUGGCCUCGUCUUUCUCCUUUCACUAUAAAAUCCCAUACAUCCAUCAAUCUUCAUCAUCAUAUCCAUACAUAGCUCCUCUCACCCUCGACCAAUUAGUCUAUAAUCCUUCCUAUUCUCCUCCCUCCUUUAAAACUUCACUUCAAAUACCUCGCACUUACAUUUCAUAGCAAUUCAUCAUGGAAUUGGACUCGCACAAGCAACUAGUUUCCCUCUUAUGUCUUCCCCUAGUACUUCUACUAUUCUCAGGACAUAUGGGACUGCAAGCUGAGGCUCGCUUGCAACAUCAUGAGAUGAAUCAUUCUCCGAAAACGUUGUUUGUUUUUGGGGACUCAUAUGUUGAUACCGGGAACACGAGAAAAGAUCAACCUGGUUCGUGGAAAAACCCUUAUGGCAUAACUUUUCCCGGUAAACCAGCCGGUAGAUUCUCCGAUGGUAGAGUUUUAACCGACUUCAUCGCUAAGUAUCUGGGACUCAAAUCGCCACUACCCUAUAAGUUUAGGAAACUGAUGCCACAGCAUUUGAAAAAUGGGAUGAAUUUUGCAUAUGGUGGUACCGGUGUCUUCGACACAUCCUCCAAAAACCCAAAUAUGACAAUCCAAAUCGAUUUCUUCAAAGAAUUGAUCAAAGAAAAUGUGUAUACCACCUCAGAUCUCAGCAACUCAGUGGCCCUUGUCUCCGUUGCUGGAAAUGAUUACAAUUUCUACUUGGCCACAAAUGGCUCUUUGGAGGGUUUCCCUUCUUUCAUAGCCUCAGUGGUUAAUCAAACUGCCACCAACUUGUUACGCAUCCAAAGGUUGGGAGUGAGGAAAAUUGUUGUGGGUGGUCUACAACCACUUGGAUGUCUUCCUUCAACCACAGCCACAUCCUCGUUCCAACAAUGCAAUAGCACCUUCAACGACCUCGUAGUUCUCCACAACAACUUGUUGAACCAAGCCGUGACCAAGUUGAACCAACAAACCAAGGAUCACUCCACCUUCAUAGUUCUCGACCUCUACGACAGUUUCAUGUCAGUGCUUAACCACCCAUCCACCAGCAACAUAAAGGACCAGUUCAAGCCUUGUUGCGUUGGGUUAAGCAGCCAAUAUUCUUGUGGGAGCGUGGACGAGAACAAUGUUAAGAAAUAUAGCGUUUGUGAUCAUCCCACAUCAACUUUCUUUUGGGAUCUCUUGCACCCAACUCAAGCAGGUUGGCAUGCCGUGUAUAACAAGUUGCAAACGACGAGUGCCCUUCAACAACUCAGAUACUAGAGUGCUACAUAUGCACAAUGAUUCUCUUUGGAUACAAAUUAGAAACCCUUUUAAACGGAGUAUUCUUUAUUAGAGAAAUUUCUAAAAAUACUUCUAAACGUGUAUCCAACUAAACUUAAUAACUAUUUCGAAGCCUUCUGUUUGUUGUUUAAUAAUGCAACCUCUUUCGAUUAGUUGAUUCAUCCUCAAUUUGUCAUUUGUUUGUAUUUAUUCCGAAUGCUUUUCUUCUAUGGGUGAAAUUUAAAAUUUGAAUA
Messenger RNA from Cajanus cajan (pigeon pea), 1543 nucleotides. Its product is annotated as GDSL esterase/lipase At5g03610. Gene Ontology annotation, molecular function: hydrolase activity, acting on ester bonds. The record is from RefSeq and is a predicted model, not a curated record. NCBI's taxonomy places the organism in Eukaryota, Viridiplantae, Streptophyta, Magnoliopsida, Fabales, Fabaceae.